Messenger RNA from Alternaria arbusti, 432 nucleotides. RefSeq lists its product as uncharacterized. Bases 1 to 432 code for a protein of 143 amino acids. The transcript is spliced from 2 exons. The record is from RefSeq and is a predicted model, not a curated record. NCBI's taxonomy places the organism in Eukaryota, Fungi, Ascomycota, Dothideomycetes, Pleosporales, Pleosporaceae.
AUGCCCACAAUCGCCUUCCUGGCCUUGCCAGCCGAGAUUCGCAUCCACAUCUACAACCACAUCUCGCCAGUCAACACCUCUUUCGCCUCAUAUUCCGGUUUCUUGCAAACAUGUCACCUCAUCCGCAAAGAAUGGAAGCACGAAGCAAAGAAACACAUAUCCAAAGAAUACACCCAACUCCAAACUUUCCUCGCCAUCCACAACAUACGCAUCCUCACGUCCGCCCGCGAUUCAUCCCAAAGAUCAAAGAUCGUACUCCGCCUCCCAUCACUGGACCCCACGGCAAGUACCAUCAAUCUGCCGAAUUUCAUUCCCUGGCACUGGUCCUGGAUUACCACCGUCAUCGUCAACUUUAGUAACAACUGGCCGCGGAAUUACAGGUCGCAACUUGCCAUAGUACGACAAGUUGUGCGAGAAGACAAAUCGGUCUAG